UUUUCAAAACCACCGAAUCUAAGUUUAGAGAAAAGAAGAGAAAAAAAUCUUUCCUUUUUGUUUUUGUUUACAUACUUCAAUUUUCUAUCUGUCCAAACAGAAUUUAAAAAAAAGAAAAAAAAUGUUUCUUGUAGAUUGGUUUUAUGGGAUUUUAGCGUCUCUUGGUUUGUAUCAAAAGGAAGCAAAGAUCUUGUUCUUGGGACUUGAUAAUGCUGGCAAAACAACUCUGCUUCAUAUGCUCAAAGAUGAGAGACUAGUUCAGCAUCAGCCAACACAGUACCCAACAUCGGAAGAACUAAGCAUAGGAAUGAUCAAAUUCAAGGCCUUUGAUUUGGGUGGUCAUCAGAUUGCUCGUAGAGUCUGGAAGGACUAUUACGCCAAGGUCGAUGCUGUGGUGUAUCUGGUUGAUGCAUACGACAAGGAACGAUUCGCAGAGUCGAAAAAGGAGCUUGAUGCCCUCCUUUCGGAUGAAUCACUAGCAGACGUACCAUUCCUCAUCUUGGGGAACAAGAUCGACCUACCGUACGCAGCGUCGGAGGACGAAUUACGUUUCCAUAUGGGGUUGACAAACUUCACAACAGGGAAAGGGAAGGUUAAUUUGGAAGGCACCAAUGUGCGUCCACUCGAAGUUUUUAUGUGCAGCAUUGUGCGUAAGAUGGGAUAUGGGGAUGGUUUCAGAUGGCUCUCUCAGUACAUUAAGUAAAAAAAAAUUGCCAUUUUUAGCCGGCAAGAAAAAUAUGUGUGCGCUUUGUUGUAAAUGUUCAUCUUAAUCUAAUAUUUAGGAUUGGAACUUUGUUUAUUUUGGUUAUGUUGCUUAUAGAGAGGAUGGUAAAGUUACUUUGGUUGCCAGUUUGGUGAGAAUCAAAUAUAGACCAAGAAGGAAUCAAGAUUUUGUGUA
Gossypium raimondii (Peruvian cotton) is the source of this 898-nucleotide messenger RNA. Its product is annotated as GTP-binding protein SAR1A. The record is from RefSeq and is a predicted model, not a curated record. Bases 122 to 703 code for a protein of 193 amino acids. Lineage: Eukaryota; Viridiplantae; Streptophyta; Magnoliopsida; Malvales; Malvaceae. The transcript is spliced from 3 exons. Gene Ontology annotation, molecular function: GTP binding; GTPase activity. Gene Ontology annotation, cellular component: endoplasmic reticulum exit site; COPII vesicle coat. Gene Ontology annotation, biological process: intracellular protein transport; endoplasmic reticulum to Golgi vesicle-mediated transport; membrane organization.